Myotis lucifugus (little brown bat) is the source of this 652-nucleotide messenger RNA. RefSeq names its product unconventional myosin-VI-like. The transcript is spliced from 6 exons. The record is from RefSeq and is a predicted model, not a curated record. The coding region runs from base 5 to 637 and encodes 210 amino acids. Lineage: Eukaryota; Metazoa; Chordata; Mammalia; Chiroptera; Vespertilionidae.
UGAGAUGGAAGCAAAGAGAAAGCAAGAAGAAGAAGAGAGGAAGAAAAGGGAAGAUGAUGAAAAACGUAUUCAGGCUGAAGUGGAGGAGCAGCUGGCCCGACAGCGGGAGGAGGAGUCCCAGCAGCAAGCGGUGCUGGAGCAGGAGCGUAGGGACCGCGAGCUGGCCCUGAGGAUCGCCCAGAGCGAAGCAGAGCUCAUCAGUGACGAGGCCCAGGCGGACCUGGCGCUCCGCAGAAUUAAUGGAGCAAGACCCAAAAUGACACCGGAACAAAUGGCGAAAGAAAUGUCAGAAAUCUUGAGUAGAGGUCCUGCUGUACAAGCCACCAAGGCAGCUGCUGGUACCAAGAAACAUGAUCUUAGUAAAUGGAAAUAUGCAGAGCUACGUGAUACCAUCAAUACUUCUUGCGAUAUUGAGCUCCUGGCAGCUUGCAGAGAAGAAUUUCAUAGGAGACUAAAAGUGUAUCAUGCUUGGAAGUCCAAGAACAAGAAGAGAAAUACUGAAACAGAGCAACGUGCUCCAAAGUCUGUUACUGAUUAUGGUAAAAACAAAUCUGUACUUUGGAAUGUACUAUACAUAAGACAUUUGGGUGAAGUGUCCAAUAUAAAUUUUUUCUUAUAUAGAACUGUGGUCCACUGAACCUAACACAACCAC